UAAGCGUCCAGCUUAUCCUCGCAUUAGGGUUUGGGGCUCUGCUUUAUAUUCCAUCUCUUACUAGUUCAUAACCCGCCGAAAGCUCACACAGAGCGCCUCAUCUCUACUCAGCGCUCUCUCGUUCUCUCCCCUUGUCUGCCUUUUCAGGAGCACAUCCUCCAAUUCAAUUUUGUUGAGCUUUGACUUCAAAGAUCUCUCAAAAUGGUGAAGUUCACAGCUGAAGAGCUCCGUGCUAUCAUGGACAAGAAGCAUAAUAUUCGUAAUAUGUCUGUUAUUGCUCAUGUUGACCACGGAAAGUCCACACUUACUGAUUCUCUUGUGGCUGCUGCGGGUAUCAUUGCCCAAGAAGUUGCUGGUGAUGUUAGAAUGACAGAUACCCGUGCAGAUGAAGCUGAACGCGGCAUUACAAUCAAGUCCACUGGAAUUUCUCUGUACUAUGAGAUGUCAGAUUUAGAAUUGAAGAAUUUCAAGGGAGAGCGUGAUGGGAAUGAGUAUCUCAUCAACCUUAUUGACUCACCUGGACAUGUUGACUUCUCAUCAGAAGUGACAGCUGCUCUUCGUAUUACUGAUGGAGCCCUUGUGGUGGUUGACUGCAUUGAAGGGGUUUGUGUCCAGACUGAGACUGUACUUCGUCAAGCAUUGGGUGAAAGGAUUCGCCCUGUCUUGACUGUUAACAAGAUGGACAGGUGCUUCCUUGAGCUCCAAGUUGAUGGAGAAGAAGCUUACCAGACAUUCUCAAGGGUGAUUGAGAAUGCUAAUGUUAUCAUGGCUACAUACGAGGACCCACUCCUUGGUGAUGUCCAGGUUUACCCAGAGAAAGGUACAGUGGCUUUCUCUGCAGGAUUACAUGGCUGGGCAUUCACACUGACUAACUUUGCCAGGAUGUAUGCAUCCAAGUUUGGUGUUGAUGAAUCAAAGAUGAUGGAAAGGCUUUGGGGUGAGAACUUCUUUGACCCUGCUACAAAGAAGUGGACCAGCAAGCACUCUGGGUCUGCCACAUGUAAGCGUGGGUUUGUGCAGUUCUGUUAUGAACCCAUAAAGCAGAUCAUUGCCACAUGUAUGAAUGAUCAGAAAGAUAAGCUGUGGCCGAUGUUGCAGAAACUUGGUGUGACUAUGAAAUCUGAAGAGAAGGAAUUGAUGGGCAAGGCACUAAUGAAACGUGUAAUGCAGACAUGGUUGCCAGCAAAUAAUGCACUUCUUGAAAUGAUGAUAUAUCACCUCCCGUCACCUGCCACGGCUCAGAGAUACCGUGUUGAGAACUUGUACGAGGGGCCUCUUGAUGAUCAAUAUGCCAAUGCUAUUAGAAACUGUGAUCCAGAGGGACCUCUCAUGCUUUAUGUGUCCAAGAUGAUUCCAGCAUCUGACAAAGGUAGAUUUUAUGCCUUUGGUCGUGUUUUUGCUGGUAAAGUGGCUACUGGAGUGAAGGUCAGGAUCAUGGGUCCUAACUAUAUACCAGGAGAGAAAAAGGACUUGUACGUCAAGAAUGUCCAGAGAACGGUUAUUUGGAUGGGUAAGAAACAGGAAACUGUUGAGGAUGUUCCUUGCGGAAACACAGUGGCUAUGGUUGGUCUUGAUCAAUUUAUUACGAAGAAUGCAACUUUGACCAAUGAAAAAGAGGUGGAUGCCCAUCCUAUCAAAGCCAUGAAAUUCUCUGUGUCACCUGUUGUGCGAGUUGCUGUUCAAUGCAAGGUUGCAUCUGACCUUCCCAAGCUUGUUGAAGGUUUGAAGCGUCUGGCCAAAUCUGACCCUAUGGUUGUCUGUUCUAUUGAGGAAUCUGGGGAGCACAUUAUUGCCGGUGCUGGUGAGCUUCAUCUUGAGAUCUGUUUGAAGGACUUGCAGGAUGAUUUCAUGGGUGGUGCUGAAAUCAUUACAUCUGAUCCUGUUGUCUCCUUCCGUGAGACUGUCCUUGAGAAGUCGUGCCGUACUGUGAUGAGCAAAUCUCCCAACAAGCACAACCGUCUGUAUAUGGAAGCUAGGCCAAUGGAGGAAGGGCUUGCUGAGGCAAUUGAUGAUGGUCGUAUUGGACCAAGGGAUGACCCAAAAGUACGUUCGAAGAUUCUGUCUGAAGAAUUUGGUUGGGAUAAAGAUCUUGCUAAGAAAAUUUGGUGCUUUGGUCCUGAGACAACUGGGCCAAACAUGGUUGUUGAUAUGUGUAAGGGAGUUCAGUACCUGAAUGAAAUUAAGGAUUCUGUUGUGGCUGGGUUCCAGUGGGCUUCGAAGGAAGGUGCGUUGGCUGAAGAAAACAUGAGAGGUAUCUGCUUUGAAGUUUGUGAUGUUGUACUCCAUGCUGAUGCCAUCCACAGAGGUGGUGGUCAGGUGAUUCCUACAGCCAGGAGGGUUAUCUAUGCAUCCCAGAUUACUGCCAAGCCCCGUCUUUUGGAACCUGUGUACUUGGUUGAGAUUCAAGCACCAGAGCAAGCUCUUGGUGGUAUCUAUUCUGUUUUGAAUCAGAAACGUGGUCACGUGUUUGAGGAGUUUCAGAGGCCUGGUACCCCUCUUUAUAACAUUAAGGCAUACCUUCCUGUCAUUGAGUCAUUUGGGUUCUCUGGUACUCUGAGGGCUGCCACUUCAGGGCAAGCUUUCCCACAGUGCGUGUUUGAUCAUUGGGAUAUGAUGACUUCUGACCCAUUGGAGGCGGGAUCACAGGCUUCCAACCUAGUGACUGUAAUCCGAAAGAGAAAAGGUCUCAAGGAGCAGAUGACCCCACUGUCUGAGUUUGAGGACAAGCUGUAAGGCAAGAAAUUUCUGUUAUACCAGGAUGAGCUAUAAUUUUGAUCCGUCAUAUGGGGUGAUUCUAGUGUUAUGUUGUGUGUUAAAUUAUGUUUCGGCUUCAGAUGGCCUACUUCAGAUAUUGUUGUUUGAGAACAUUUUGUUAUUUCUACUUUAGACUUUGUUUGAGAACAUUUUCAUAUUUUUAUUUCAGAACAAAUUUUAUCUCAGAAUAA
This is a messenger RNA of Ipomoea nil (Japanese morning glory), 2945 nucleotides long. Its product is annotated as elongation factor 2. The coding region runs from base 202 to 2733 and encodes 843 amino acids. The transcript has 4 exons. The record is from RefSeq and is a predicted model, not a curated record. Lineage: Eukaryota; Viridiplantae; Streptophyta; Magnoliopsida; Solanales; Convolvulaceae. Gene Ontology annotation, molecular function: translation elongation factor activity; GTPase activity; GTP binding. Gene Ontology annotation, cellular component: cytosol; ribonucleoprotein complex. Gene Ontology annotation, biological process: translational elongation.